AUGAAUGACGAUAAUCUUGGGCAAUCUAAUGAACAUUUGAAUGGUGAUAAUUUUGAGCAACCUAAUGAAGGUGUGAUUGGUGAUAAUCUUGAACAAUCUAACGAGCACUUGAAUGACAACAAUUUUAAUAACAAUGAUAAUGUUCCAAAUGUGUCGACAGAUAAUGUGGAAAAUGAUGAAAACUUGGUCCCUCCUUUGGAUAGUUAUGAUCCUAGUAAUUGGGGUAUUCUCGAUAAUAAAAUGAGAGAUAUUAUAAUUGAAAACGGGCCUAUAAGGGAAAUGAAUCUUACAUUUCCUCUCGAUAAUCUUUCUCGACAUUCUUCAUAUGCUCAUUAUUUAAGAAAGAUGAGUAAUGGAGAGACUAGUGAUAGAAAGUGCAAGAGGUUGCAGUCUAAGUCUAUGUGCAUUGACUCUACCAUAAAGCAAUUGGAAGAUGUGUUUUCAUAUUUUGAAAAGUAUCGAGAUGAAGGCUUUGAAAAAAGUAUAAAUCUUGCGAAAAGUAUUGCAUUUGAAAUGAAUGUUGAACCUGUUUUUCCAAUAAAACGUCGUGUCAUUAGAAAAAGACAUUUUGGAGAGAACAAUGAGGAUCAAGAAAGUCAAUCACCGGAAAAAUCAUUUAGGGUCAACUAUUUUCUUAUUGCUGUUGAUAUGGCAAAAACGUCUUUGAAAAACAGAUUUGAGGGGUUGAAGAUAUUUGAAAGUAUUUUUGGAUUUUUAUAUAAUUCACAAAAGUUAAAAUCACUUGAUGAAAAUGAGCUGAAAGAAUGUUGUCAAAAGUUUUACACUACCUUUUCUCAUGGCAAUUUAUCGGAUGUUGAUCAAGAUGGUUUGUUCUCCGAAUUAAAAGUCUUACAAUUCACUUUGCCAAAUGAAUCAAUGUCUGCUAUUAAAAUUCUUAAAUAUGUCAAAUCAGCAGAUUGUUAUCCGAAUGUAGCAAUUGCUUACAGAGUUUUAUUAACAGUGCUUGUGACCGUAGCAUCGGCCGAAAGAAGCUUUUCAAAACUCAAGUUAAUAAAACCUAUUUGA
Beta vulgaris subsp. vulgaris (sugar beet) is the source of this 1026-nucleotide messenger RNA. RefSeq lists its product as uncharacterized. The transcript has 2 exons. Gene Ontology annotation, molecular function: protein dimerization activity. The record is from RefSeq and is a predicted model, not a curated record. NCBI's taxonomy places the organism in Eukaryota, Viridiplantae, Streptophyta, Magnoliopsida, Caryophyllales, Amaranthaceae. Bases 1 to 1026 code for a protein of 341 amino acids.